This is a messenger RNA of Nerophis lumbriciformis (worm pipefish), 729 nucleotides long. NCBI's taxonomy places the organism in Eukaryota, Metazoa, Chordata, Actinopteri, Syngnathiformes, Syngnathidae. The record is from RefSeq and is a predicted model, not a curated record.
AUGAAUUUGCUCCUCCUGGCACGGGUGAAGAAAGAAGAAGAAGAAGAAGAAGCCGAGUGUGGAGUCAGUGUGUGUAAGGGCUUUGCGCCCCACGUUGCCACCAACAUGUUCAGCUGCGUGGGAUGCUUCUGGGUGCUCCUCUCCUCCGCCCUGGUCGCCGUGUGCAGUUUCAGUUUCAUCUCUCCAGCGUGGAUUGUGAAGGAACAGAUGAGGAGCAAUAACCAACAUCAUCAUUAUCAUCACAAGGACUCUGUGAGUUUUGGUUUGCUGUGGCAUUGCUCCGAGUCUCUCGACCACAUGUACCGCUGCUACACCUUUGGAGGGAUGGGCAGAUUUGCUGAGAUCCCGUCCAGCUCGUGGCAGACCAGCGCAGUGCUUUGCUCGGGAGGGUGCGCUCUGUUGGCUGCCAGCUCUCUGUUGGCCAUCAUCACAGUCUUCCUGCCCAGUGGAGGAUGUGAGAGGAGGAUCUGCACCCUUGCUGGAUACAUGCAGAUGGCAGCAGUGUUUAUCAUGGCUGCAGGACUGCUGGUCUAUCCAUUUGGCCUCAACUCUUCACUCGUCAGGUCCUUUUGUGGAAACUCGGAUGUCUACAAUGCCGGCGAGUGCCAAAUUGGAUGGGGCUACAUGUUAGCCAUCGUCGGAGUUAUGCUCACCAUCUUUUUGCCCUUUUUUGCCAAAUAUGCACCAAAGGAGCAAUUAUCUCCCACCCCGUUGCCCGCGCUAUUAUAG